GAAGAGAGGUACACAAGAAGUUACACACUAGAAAGGCAGAAGUGAUUCCAAUGACAACACUGGCAGGCUACUUCAAUAAACAAUGCUACAGUAGACAGGAAGCACUAAUUAAACAGAAGUCAAAGUAAUUUGUCUGGCAAGAGUGUGAUGUUACUGACAGAAAAUGACAUUUUCUAAAAAUACAAGUGGAACUUUAGAUGGCAUCUCUGCUUCUUCAAAUGAAAGCAAGCUUAUAGCACUGGACAAGGGGAGCUCUGCAUCUCUCAACACAAUUCAAUCUUUUAAAUUAAAGGUAACUAGGGAGAUGGUUUCCUAUAGCUGACCUACUCCUAUUAAAAAGAGACAAGGUAGAGCAGCUUCCUCAAAUUCGUAUGUUCACAGUCAAAGUUUGUGGUGUUGGAACUAGAUAUCUUUAAGGUUCUUUGCAACCUAAGCCAUUCUAUGGAUAUUGAUUUCAAAACUAACUUUUUAGUCCUUUGGUACAAAGUUCAUGUCUAAUGCGUAAAUAUUCUAGUGUGUUUGUAGCUGUAGCAGAAAUGCUAAGUCAUGGUAUGUAGCAGUGAUUGAGCACCUGGUGGGAAGGCAGGGCCAACCCAGGAGAGCUCAGGUGCAUGUAAUGUACCUGAGUGAGCAGAAGGGGUGGAGCCAGGAUGCACCCCUUCGCAGAACUCAUUUAAGGGCUGGCAGGGAAGGCAAGAGCAUCUUUUGCAGCUCAUUCCUGUGUACCUGAGGCCAUUUGAAGGUAAGCAGCUUCUUUAUUUAUGUAUUCAUGGCUGCUGCAUUUGAGCAAAUUCUUACUCUCUGCAGCCUAGUAUCUUGCUGCUCUGCUGUCAUUGCUGCACUUCCCAUUGCAUUACAGCACAAUACAUGAUGGCAGCUAAUUAGCCUCUAAGUGGUAGUUGGUCAUCACUCCAAGCUAGCAUUUCUAACAGAAAAAAACUGAGGUUUUUUUGUUUUUGUUUUGCUUCCCAAACAGAAGGAAGUAUUUUGAGUUUACGACGCUUCCAGAAGUGUAGCAGAGUGAAUACUGUGCCUUUUAAACCGACCUUCUUAUUAGAACUUCAGGAAGAUGCUUAACAUGCUCAUUCUCAUUAUGAACUACUAGAACUAACAGCUCCUGCCAUGUCUUUGUGAACAAUAUGCAUCUAGUUGAAUUUGAUAACUGAGCUUUAUAUUCAGCUCUAAAAUAUCAUACAUACAGCAAAGGCUGUAAGAUCCAAGAGCUUGGGGAAAGAUUUUAAUACCCGUCAGAAGCACUGGGGAAUGCCUGGAUAGAGCUCAUGUAAUUAGCAUGCAUUUUGCUUCUAAAUGAAAAUAACUGAAAUAUCAGUCUGAGGUACUUGAUAUCUCCUACAGGAAACAAAUAAUGCUGCUUCCUUUAAAAAAGUACAUGAAGGUGACACUUCAUGUAAUCUGAGGACAUGAGAGGGGGGAAAAGCUCAAAGGAUAGUUUCCUGGAAACCUGUCUUCUAUGGAGUCAAUGAAGGAUGCUCAGCGUGUAUUCCAACACUGAGUUUUCUGCUUUUGAAACGCAUAGAACCACCAAGUCUCCGUCGCUAUCUGUGGAUCCGGCUCGCAGUGCAUCCCGUGCUCGUUCCACCAGCUCGGCGUGGUACCUACUCUGCAGAAUGCUCCAGAAGAGCAAUAUGGAUAAUGCAAAAUCUGUAUUACGAUUCAACAAUCUGUGGAACGCGCGUUUCAGACUGAGUGGAAAAUGCUGAAGCGCGGCUCCGCGGCUGUGCCUGGUGAAGCACAAGAGCUGAGGUGCCGGGCUGUGCUGGCACAGUCAGAGGCACUUUUCUGUGUGUUUGAGAAGCGUGUGCUGGAAGGAACCGUAUGAGGUGCUAAAGAACGGUGACUUGGCUCUCCUCUCGGUAAAUUCCAGACCGUUCAAACUCAUCUCCGUUGUUUGCCCAGGCUUUCUGCUGUUACAUUACCGAAGCUGCGAGGACUCAAAUUGCACAGCUCUCUUUUGAAAUGGGCUGCGUUGAUGUAGCAGCUGAUAGUGGUAGCCAGCAGCUCCCACAGGUGGUGACAAUUCAGCCCACAAACCAGCAGUCAAAUGAUGUUGGCUUACCAAGAAGCUGAGACUGUGCUAUCGGGCUGCUACAUGUUCCUUCUCCAUCCAACAUCUGAGGAGGCAAAGCUAGAACUAGUAGGCAAUACAUUUUUCACUACUGUCUCUUAACAGAACUGAGGAUGUUCUGUCUUUAUUGUGCCAAGCUUCCACUGUCAAGAACCAAUUCUACUCUGAAAUAACUUCAUAGACCAAAGUGACUUUGAAACACAAGUGAACAAGAAUUAAUAAUACGGUCCUCUGUAGCAUAAAUGCCAAGUCACAUCUUGAUCCAGUGACCGAGCACCUGGUGGGAAAGCAGGGCCAACCCAGGGGAGCUCAUGUGCAUGCAGUGUACCUGAGCGAGCAGAGAGGGUGGAGCCAGGAUCCACCCCUUCCUAGAGCUCGUGCAAAGGCAGCAGUGUGGAGGUGAGGGUGUUUUGCCUGAAAUCCUUGUGUACCUGAGGUCUUCUGAAGAGCGUAUGCAGACCAGCGAUCCAAACUGAGUCUUCUGUCGUGGUGCAUCUGAGAUGGCCAGCUGACCAAGUGUACCGCAAAUGAAUGGACAAAUUGUGUUUUCUACAUAAUUAGGUUCAGUAAUCCUUCUCCCCUCUCAGAACUGUGGAGGAGCAAGGUGGAGCCUUGUACUUCUGAGAAAGGAUAUAAAGCUGCUGGCGUUUGCCCAUCACAAGGAACAAGGACCUGCUCACAGGAAAAAAAAAAAAAAAAAGAAAAAAAAAGCAAAAUGAAGAAUCUCAGAGGAGCUGAAAACUGACUUUCUCUGAGGUGGAAAAAAAAAUAGUAGUUUACACCAUUUCAACAGAUCCCAAUUGCUCCAAGAAACAAAACAGAACACUUGAAGACUAGGAGGCUGGCUUGGGAUAGUGGAGGGCCUCGUAUUGGCUUCCUUGGUGGACUUCAUUUUCUUAAGCUGGGCAAUUUCUUUCAAGAACAUCUGUUACAGGAUUGAAAUGAAAGUGUUGCCUCAAGAAAUCAUUCAAAGCCCACCAUGGCAUCCCAGGUUUGAAGAACAAAUGAUUUGUCCGCCAUUAGGUUUUGCCAGGAUUCACUUGAUCAAAGACAAAGAUGGCAUAGAUGAUUAUUUGGCGAAGAAUAUCAAAGGGUUGUCAAAACAAGAAGCUGCGGCUAACAGGAAUUCAUACAAGGAGAACAUCUGCAUAGACAUGCUGCGACAGGGUUAUCACAAGUCCUUCUCCGAGCUCUUCACUCUGAUACAGAAGUGGAAUGCCUUGAGGGAGGCUGCAGGGCCUGGGUCAGCCAUAUGGCAGCGGCAGUCCCUGGAGGAGCAGCCUGAUAAGCUGGAUCAGCUUUACCACUUCCUGACCAGGGCUGAGGCAGCCCAGCGAGCAGGGAACUCUGAGGAAGUUUAUGAUAACCAGCUUAACGUGGCCUACUGCUUCGAUGACUCUGAGGAGAAACAGUUAAGGAAUUACUUUUAUGAACAAUGCUUUAACACUGCUCAACUAAUAAAAACUGAUGGUGGGAAAAGACAAGCGCAAGCACAUGCAUAUAUGGGCCUUAUCAAUGAGGAACAAGGUCAUGUCAUGAAGGCUGCUGAGCAUUAUGAAGCAUUUUACCAGCUAACAGAAGGUUCAACGUGGAAGGAUGAGACAGGCCACACUUACUAUUCACUGGCAUGUGAGCAUCUUUGGAGAAUUUAUAUAUUACAAGCAGACAAAAUGCUAGAAAACAAAGAACGACAGCAGGCCAUCAGAACAUUAAUAAAAGCUAUCAGAAUGGCAAAAAACGGAGGUGAUAAGAAGAUGGAAGGAGAAGCUGCAUAUUGCUUAAGUUUAGUGUAUCAUUUUGCUGGAGAAGAGAAGACAGCAUUAUCAAUUUUGAACACCUCUAUAAAAAUCUUCACAGCACUGUGUGAUUCUGCAGGCCUAAGAAGAGCAUAUGAAGCUAUAGACAAGAUCCUGGUAAGUCAGGGAAAGGUGGCUGAAAGUCUUGCGCGCUUGGAAGAGUUUAAGAAGGUUGCUGAGAAUGCUCAUCUAAGCCAAAGUGUGGUGGAUGCAUGUGUGUUGAUCGGGAACAUUUACAAUGAAAGAGGGAAUUACGACAAAGCUCUUGAAUAUUUCACUCAGGCUUUCGAGGCAGCAAACACUUUAAAUAAUUUGUCCUUAGCUAAUGAAACAAGGACUUACUGUGGCAUUGCAAAGGCUCAUAAACUGAUGGUGGCAUUUAACAGCCAUAUAGAAGCAGAAGAUCCCAUCAGCCUCAAGUACUUGCUGGCAUGGAAGGAGAACAGAAGCGACAUGUGCACUGACCCUCUCACAGUCGAGCUCGAUACAGAAACAAGCCCAUGUGAGCCUCCUCCAGAAACUAGCCCCGGUGAAUCUCUUCCAGAGACACAAAUUCCAGAUCAUUCCUGAGAACACCUGCUUACUUACAGCAAAGCUGAUAGAUGAACGUCGUGAGUUCAGGAAGAUCUCUGGAAACUCGGGCAACAAAGUAAGAACAUUGGUGGAAGUUUUGUUGUUUAAGUAAGAACACGUUGUAUAAAUACAUGUUAGCUCUAAGUCCCUAAACGACCGAUUAUGACAGUCAUAUGUGUGGCUCCGUGUCUAUAUAAAAAGUAGCUACUGUCACUGAAAUAAAUGCGAAAGGAAAGAGUAAGGUAGAGCAGUGUGCUUAUUGUUUGUGUCACUUACUGUCUUUCAGAGUGUUAAGAUACCAGGCAUCCUAUAUGCCUGAGAACCCAAGGUUCUCAGUAUGCCGGAAGAUCACUUUCUAGAUGUCUGGAUAUCUUCUUUUAAUCACAAAUUAUUGUUCCAUUCAGAUGAAAUAGACUCGAACCUUGAUGCCUUAUCAAUGGAGCUUCCUAUAAUUUUUAGCAUCUGUGCUUAACGAUUGUGGCUCAACCAUGUCCUGAAUAGAAUAGGCAACAGGUUCCACUAGUGACCCACAGAAGUCUGACUCCCAUGGUCUUCACAAGUGUCAGAGGUAUUUCUCAGCUGCUGUCACUGUUAGCCACAAGAGCAGUGAAGGGACAGAAGGUGGUGGCUAUUGCCUCGCAAAGUUCAUGGCAAAGCAGACUUAGGAACUUGCAGAUUUUAUUUAGGAAAACUGGUUCAAGCUUUUGUAAUUUCACAUAUUAGAAAACCUGUUCUUUGAAACUUCAUAAAUAUGAAUAAUUGACCUCUCCUAUCUUUAAACAGAGGUUUUCAGAGUCAGAGUUUGAAGCAAGCUCCAUUGGAUCUGUAGUCAUUUUCUGUGAUGGUCUUUAAGUAAGCAAUAGCUUUUGCCAUAGUAAUAACUCAAUUCAUUGGUUUUCUUCAGCGUUGCAAUCUGAGUAACUGGUUGACAUGUGACAAAAGGGUUUUGCCUCUAAAGGAGUGGGGAAAAAUAUACCAUUAUCUAGCUCACAUUUGACCAUUUUUGAUCGAUGUAAGCAUAAAUACCUAAUUAUAAUUUUAUUCUUUUACUUAGAGGUCUUCAUUGCCUAAAUACCAGGCUUAUUACAAGUUUUCAUUUAGAAUUUUUUCAGAAGGCUGAGAAUUUGUAUAGGAAUUUUCCUACAUACCUACACACAUGUAUAAACAUACAGAUAUGCUUAGUCAGUGUUUAAAAAAAUGAAACAGUUGAGGCAAGGAAGGAAAACAGGACCAUGAAAUAAACAUAAACAGUAGCAGUAUACAGUUUAGCCAUUAUAUUUUAAUCCUAUUGAUACAAAAAAAAAAAAACCAAAAA
This is a messenger RNA of Lagopus muta (rock ptarmigan), 5770 nucleotides long. RefSeq names its product tetratricopeptide repeat domain 29 (gene TTC29). The transcript is spliced from 18 exons. The record is from RefSeq and is a predicted model, not a curated record. Lineage: Eukaryota; Metazoa; Chordata; Aves; Galliformes; Phasianidae. Gene Ontology annotation, molecular function: protein binding. The coding region runs from base 3028 to 4452 and encodes 474 amino acids.